GCGAAGUUCGAAAUGUUUGGGAGCGUGCAUAAUGCAUCAGAGAUUGGUUAAUUAAUUGAUGCCGUUGUUAAUUGAUGGUAUCGGAGAGCGGAGGAUAUUAUAAUUCGAGGAUAAUGAUUGAUCUUCGGGCGCGAUUGGCAGGUAUGCAAGAGCGUUAAAAGUUUCCGAUCCUAACUAUAGAAAGGUGAGACACGUCGGUAGUAGUAGUAGUACACACAGUGUAUGUAUAUAGUCGAUGGUUUGAGUGGGGAUAGAGGAGAGACUGGCUGAGUAAGAUUGGAAUGGAAGAAGUAAACUGCCAGCCGGAGAAGCAGGCUGCAAGCAGCAAGCAAUCAUACGUUCUGGUAGUUAGUGCUCGAGCCGGGAACGAAAGAGACCGACGACGCGAGUUCCAUCCAUCGAUGCCAGUCGCCCGAAGACAUCCAUGAACAGUUGGCGCUACCACGGGGCUAUACGAGGAUCCGUUGAUGAUGAAGAAGACCGAAAUGGAAGUGCGCGCCGGUGUUUUGAUGAUGAUGUUGGUGGUAUUCGCGACCACGACAUCAUCCGCGAAGAAAAUCGCGAUCAACAAAUGCUGUACGAUGGACCAACACAUGACCAGAAGUGACAAUUACACGUGCGUUAACGAGAAGAAAGACUAUUGGACUGUGGCUAAGAUAUACGUGCAACGCGAUCGAAAGUAUCUGCAAACGGGAGAUUACCCAAGAAUAUGGGAGAUCAAAGAAGGUGGCAUACCGAAGUGCGAUUCGAACAACUCCCUUCGUCUGCUGAAGUACACGCAAGGUUCCUUCCUGAUCUUCGGCAACAGCUCUCUCUUCAUCGCCGAAUACAACAAGUUGAUACCGGCGAGGAAGUACUGCGUGGACUACGACACCGCUCUUGUGUGUCAAGAGGAGAUAGCGGUGUUCAGGCCCCAGGUGAAGAAGUGCUGCGGUAACGGCGCUCUAUACUCCGAUGCGAAGAAGGGCUGCGCCUACUCGCGCAACGGCAAGGACUCUAUGCUGUACCUAUCCUCUGAAUACGAGACCACCAACGGCUUUCCGGACUGCAAGAAUGACAUGGUCAUCGCCGGUGACUUCAACGAAUCCUCUCUGCAGCCGGACGGCAGUCUUCAGAUCGCUGAGACCAAUUUAGCUGCCGGUGACUUCUGCUUGGAACACGUUCUGGAGAAUGCAGGCACUCCGAGGAUCUUCGUGUGUAGGGUCGAGGUGCCCUUCGUCGUCCAAAAACAUCCGACGCAAGGGGACCUCAGGUUCACCUUAUACCCAAUUGGAUUGGCCUUAAGUGCGGUUUUCUUGGCUGCGACUCUAGUUGCAGGAUCUCUGCUUCCUGCGAGCCAUCACGUCCUGCAUUGGAGAUGCCAGACGAACCAUGUGGCGUGUCUUCUCCUAGGAGACGUCCUCCUCUGCAUAGUUCAACUGUCAGCAGAUACUAUGAGUUACACACCGUGCUUUAUCAUAGCCGUGUCGAUGCACUUCCUGUUCUUGUCCGCAUUUUUCUGGCUGAAUACCAUGUGCUUCAACAUAUGGUGGACAUUUAGGGAUCUGAGGCCGCAGAGUCUGGAGAAGAGCCAGGAGCGCUGGAGGCUCAGGCUGUACGAGCUGUACGCUUGGGGAUUCCCUCUUCUGAUUGCUGGAGUCGCAGCCCUUCUGGAUUCCGUCGAUAACGGCGACUACUUAAUUCAACCCGGUUUCACCAAACACGCUUGCUGGUUUGCAGGCAACAAGGAGAUCCUCACGUACUUCUUCGGACCGAUCGGAUGUUUGCUGGCCAUCAAUUUGAUCCUGUUCGCGGCGACUGCCAGAGAAUUGACCUGCGGCUUGUGGAAACGGGAACUUGUCAAAUCGACGACAGAAAGAGCCGCAUUGGGUAGAGUGUGUAUGAAGCUGGUGGUGGUGAUGGGCGUAACGUGGAUCGCGGACGUCAUCUCCUGGGCGGUCGGCGGACCCCAAGAGAUUUGGUACUUGACCGACCUGAUCAAUUGUCUUCAGGGCGUGUUCAUCUUCAUCGUGGUCGGAUUACAACCACAGGUCUUGACUGCUGUGAAACGCGUUUGGUGCCUCAGGAAGAACAGAACAGCGGAGACGGCUGGAAACACCAAUCACCAUUCAUCCAGUUUACCAUCGAUGGGUGACACCAACAACAGUAUCACCAACGGCACCACGAAGACCUUCCCCGAAACCAGCUGCUGAAGAACAACGAUUUAUUUUUUUAUUUCAUUUUUUUUUUGAUAUAAAAAAAAAUUAAUUUAUAUAUAUAUAUAUUUUCUAGAUAUAUACAUU
Molecule: messenger RNA, 2282 nt
Organism: Nicrophorus vespilloides
Lineage: Eukaryota; Metazoa; Arthropoda; Insecta; Coleoptera; Silphidae
Product: probable G-protein coupled receptor Mth-like 1
Exons: 7
Coding region: 468-2192 (574 amino acids)
Biological process (GO): G protein-coupled receptor signaling pathway; cell surface receptor signaling pathway
Cellular component (GO): membrane
Molecular function (GO): G protein-coupled receptor activity
Source: RefSeq, a predicted model, not a curated record